Glycine soja is the source of this 2589-nucleotide messenger RNA. RefSeq lists its product as uncharacterized. Lineage: Eukaryota; Viridiplantae; Streptophyta; Magnoliopsida; Fabales; Fabaceae. The record is from RefSeq and is a predicted model, not a curated record. Bases 910 to 2415 code for a protein of 501 amino acids. The transcript is spliced from 2 exons.
AAUAAGGAGCUGCUGAGAGCAGCUUAAAACAACAACGGUUGGAGAUUCUGAACUUGCACUUUGUGUGAGCUUAGAAGCAAGACAACAACAACAACUUAAGGCAUAGUUUGGGUGUUUCAGUUUUUGGCUUGCCAUAUCUGGUACUCCCCGCAGGCCUAGAGAUCCUCAAAUCUUGGUCGUCAAAACAACCACCGAACUGUUCUCAACCGAGUACACGUGCUUCCUAUCAUUCCUUGCCCCCUUUGCUUUUUUUUUUUUUUUUUCCUUUUUAUUUAUAAAAAACCACCCUUUAAGUUUUAAUUACUCUAUUUUAUUUUUCUUCCAUGCAUGGAGUUCUCUUUCAACUACAACACAACCAACAAGAGAGAACCAAGGAGAUAGAUAUAUAGAGAGAAAAUAGAGAGAAAAAAGAGAGAGAGUGAUGGUUAGUUCUAAUUCUUCUUCUUCGGGGGCAUAUUCAGCAGUAUAGCAAUAACAACAACAGCCCAUCUCUCAAAAUUCGAUUUUUUCCAUCGCAAACCCGUUAAUUUUGUUUGCUUGGGAAACCGAAAUUAAAGGGUCUCUCUUACUCUCACUAUCUUCUCUUCUCUCUUGUUAUGCCUUUUUUUUUUCUUUUGUGGUGGGUCUGAUCCUUUCUUUGUACUUAUGGAACUGUCACAUCUGAACGCUUUCUUUGAUUCUCUCUCUCUGAUCACCACCUGGGUUAAAAAGCAAGAAGCUUCGUGAUCUGUUUUUCUGAACUUGAUCUGAAUUUGUCUCUUACCUCAUCACCUCUUUUUUUCUCUCUCUCUCUCUCUACCUUCAACCGUUUUGUUUUGUGUGUUCACAAUUCACAUGAUCAUGGAAUGUGCAUACACACAACACAGUACUUGCUGAUUUUGAGAUUUGUUCUCGUUAUUUGUUACUCUCAUGAUGAUGUCGUAUCAAUCAAUGGAGGAGACGAGGAAGUUUGUGUGCAAGUAUUGCAGCAAGAGGUUCCCUUGUGGUAAGUCUCUGGGUGGCCACAUCAGAACUCACAUGAUGAGUAGUGAGCAUCAUCAUUCAGCUUUAGCCAACAAUGAAGAGAGGAACAACAACAACAACAAUGCUGCUAAUGCUAUGUUCAAGUUUGAUGGUGGGAGAAAGAAGAAGAGGGAUUUGGGGUCUGAAGAAAAUGGGAACAACAACAAUUAUGGUCUCAGAGAGAACCCCAAGAAGACCACUAGGUUUGUGCACUCCAAUGCCACUUUGCAACUUGACAAGUUCUGCAAAGAAUGUGGGAAGGGUUUCCCAUCACUGAAGGCUCUUUGUGGCCACAUGGCUUGUCACUCUGAAAAGGACAAGGGAGGUUUUGCUACUGAGAAGCAGAAAUUGGUUAUGGAUAGUCAAUCUGACACCGAAACUUCUUCUGCUCCUAGGAGGUCCAAGAGAAUGAAGUCCAAAACCCUUAGCAGCAGCAACAACAACAACAACAACCAACCUCAAUCUUCUUCUGUGUCAGAGGUUGAGCAGGAGCAAGAAGAGCUGGCUAGGUGCUUGAUGAUGUUGUCUAAAGAUUCUAGCUACAAGGGUCGUUUUGCUUUGCUUACAGAGUCUUCUGACAACAACUCGGUUGUAAUUACAAAGUCACCUUCUCUUGAAACCAAGGUUACUACUAUGAUGAAUGUUUAUGGCAAGAAUUCUAUGGAGAGGAAGCUGGAGUUGGAGCAGCACAAGGACUUGAAGUUUAAGUCUGUUGAAGUUGGCUAUGAUUCAGACAAUUCAGAUUCUGGGUAUUUCAGAUAUGGUCCUAAGUCGGAUGAAUCAAAUGAUGAGUUUUUCAGGAAUGAGGUAAAGUCUUCGAAAGUUGGGUACUUGAAUGGUUUUGAUCAGGAGUAUGAUGUUGUUGAAUCGAGGAAGGUGCUGAGCAGGGGAAGAAGCAGGAGCAGUGAAUUUAAGAAAUUUGUUUUGGAGGAUUGGGAGAGUUAUGAUAGAGAGGAUGGUGAUGUGGCUGCAAGGAAAUUUGGUUCAAAGAAAUUCAAGAAGUCCAACUACGAUGAUGAUUCUCUUGGUCAAAACUUAGGUGGGGUUUCUACUAGGAAGUAUGAGUGCUUGACUAGUGAAAGGUACAAUGGUUGUUCUGAUGAUUCUGCUUAUGAGAGUGAUGAGAACAGCACAGACACUGAUUCUUAUCCUGCUCCAAAGGCUCAUCAUAGCAACAGGAACAACCUCAGUGGCAAUAAGGGGAAGAAGAAGUUGAAGUCAAAGAAAAGCAAGGCACAUGAGUGUCCAAUUUGCAACAAGAUUUUCAGGUCAGGCCAAGCUUUGGGGGGUCACAAAAGAUCCCAUUUUAUUGGAGGUUCUGAGGAAAACACACUUGUGAUAAGGCCAAGUGCUCCUCCUGCUGCUGUGCCUUGCCUCAUUGAUCUCAAUCUACCAGCACCUGUUGAUGAAUAGGGAGAAAGAAAAUGUUGAAACCAAAAUCCUUUUUUUUUUUUUUUAUGUUUUGCUUUUCAUCAUUUUGAAGCAUCUUCUGUUGUUGAGGUAGCUGAAUGUCUCUGGAGUUCUGAAAAUGUCUUGUCUUUAUCCCCUUAUGAUGAAAGCAAUUACAAGGUACAGACAAGUGGGUAA